AUGCUGCAUGCAGCUGCUGGGGCUGCCGUUUUCGGCGCCUCUGCAUAUUUAGGGUUUCGUUAUAAACUCUCCUCAGCCCCCGCCCCCCAGCAGGAGUCCUUUCCUACAGAGGCAGAGAGGAGACACAUCUUCUUUACGAAGGCCGACAGCUGGGACAGAGAUGUAGCCUUUCAGGAGCGGCUGCUGGGGAUCGGGCGCAUGCGGAGAGAGCUGGUGCAGCAGGCAGAGGGAGACGUGCUGGAGGUGGCAGCAGGCACCGGCCGCAACUUCGCCUACUAUGAUAAAGAGAAAGUCCGCUCUCUCACGGUGACGGAUUUCUGCAGCUCAAUGCUGCAGCAGGCGAAGGCAAAGAAAGGCCUUUGUUCUUAUGAGGACCCCGUCAAAACCCUCAAAGCUUUAGGCAACCAACUGGUGCCGGUACGUUCUAUAUAUAAAUAA
Messenger RNA from Eimeria mitis, 438 nucleotides. Its product is annotated as methyltransferase domain-containing protein, putative. The record is from RefSeq and is a predicted model, not a curated record. The transcript has 6 exons. NCBI's taxonomy places the organism in Eukaryota, Apicomplexa, Conoidasida, Eucoccidiorida, Eimeriidae. Bases 1 to 438 code for a protein of 145 amino acids.